This is a messenger RNA of Amoebophrya sp. A120, 2541 nucleotides long. The record is from the annotation of a GenBank genome assembly. NCBI's taxonomy places the organism in Eukaryota, Dinophyceae, Syndiniales, Amoebophryaceae.
CUCAAACUCCCAAAGCGGCUGGAGCUGCUGAUCGACAAGAGGGAGGGGGCCACAACGUCGUGGAACCAAAGCAAAGCGGCGACCACGAUAUUUGCAGCCGUCCCUCUAAAAGUAGUCCGAAGAGCAGCGAAGCGACGUCGUCCCAACAACAGCGAAGAUCGAAGCGACAGCGGAAGAAAAAGCGGGAUGGCAUGGGCGGAAAACACAACUUUAGAGACUUGUGCAGCACCACGCCAAAUAAGACGGAGCAUCCGGAGCCGGAGUUUCUCGUUCCACCAAGCGCUUCUCAUCUUCAGCUGGGGUUUCUGAAAGAAACCACAACUGGGCUAGUCCCGUCGCAUCAAGCCGACGGCGCGUCCUUUGGAAUACAAGUUGCAGCAAAACGAGGAGAUGAUGCGAAACCGUUAAAAAAUGGAUCGGAAGAUGCAGAUCCGUGCGUGCACCCUUCCCUCGGUCUCGGACUGGAAUUUUCAGACAUUGGGAUAAAAGCAUCGACCUGUUUCUUCGCGAAGCCUGGUCAGUCAGACUCGGUACAAGAAAAACACGGUGACAGCAUUGCCGAGGUGAUUUCUCGCCAGAAAUGCGCAAGUGUGGAGGUGGACGAGGGCGAUUCAGAUCCGGCUGUAAUCGCGAUGUCCAAGUCGAGGACGCAUGAAACUACUACUGAGACGCAGAGUUCAUCUACGCGAAACGCGUCUGAAGAUACAACAACCUGCAAUUCCGCUUUGGCAGCUCCUCGUCUGCUGGAGUCGAACACAAGUGGUCCGGAGCAGCAGUCCGCGCCUGGAGAUGCUACUAAAGAAGGUGAAACGACACAGGUUAAAGAACUACAUGAAACGUCGCUCAGCGCGUUCUUGGAGGAGCUGCCACCCCGAACUCGCUCCACUUCCCAGCAUUUGUCGAAGAAGCCAGCGGUCACGCAGCAGAACAAAUUGGCUGUGGAAAUGAAACAAAAAAAGUCCGCACCGCGUUCCACGCUCGCAGCCCGUUCCGCGUUCCAAGUGAACAACGUGAAGGAAACGACAGUGAAGAGGACCGCGAAGCCGGAGCACCGGCGGAGGGUCGGGGAGGUCCGCGCGCGAGAAACUACACACAAGAACGCUUUAUCAGAUUCCGCCAAGGAUCAACAUGACGGCGAGGACGGUCGCAAGAGCAACACCGCGGCGGCGGUUACGAAUCUGGGUGUUGGUGCUGACGGCAUCAUGGGCAAUGGGUGUAUCAACGUGCUGCACUUUGAGCAACAUUCGAAGGGACAGUCCCAACCCGCCACGCCGACCAGAAUAAAGUCCGGCGCAAAUAAACAAGAGUCCGUCUUGGUGGACGUGAGCUUGGAUCCGGACGGCCUUGGAAAGAUAAACUUCACCGCUGGGGCUAGCACGAGGACAAGCCGGCGAGCGCGACGAAGGAGGAGAGACAGGCUCUCCUUGGUCAAAGAGGUACUUAAUGCACAUGCUGUUGCUGGUUCAUAAUGAGUAGAAGUAUCUAGGAUGUCUUGCCUUUCGCGCUUUUUCGGAAAAGAGCCCCAAGCUUAUUUUUUGAAAAGCACUUUUUUGAGUCAUGACCUAAAUCUGCGCUUGUAUUUCAAUUUUUUUUCAAUUUUUGGCAGCCCGGGGUCGCCACUUCCGAGCUCCGUCUUGGGUCAUCUUGUGGGGAUGAGGACUAGCUAAUCCGCAUGACAAACUGGCUCUUUUCCGAGAAUUUCCUUUCUAGGAUGUCUUGUCUUUCGCUCUUUUUUCGGAAAAGAAACCAAAGCAGAUUUUUUGAAAAGCACAUUUUUGAGUCACGACCUAAAUCUGCGCUUUUAUUUCAAUUUUUUCUUAAUUUUUGGCAGCCCGGGGUCGCCACUUCUGAGCUCCGUCUUGGGUCAUCUUGUGGGGAUGAGGACUAGGUAAUCCGCAUGACAAACUGGUUCUGUUCCGAGAAUUUCCUUUCUAGGAUGUCCUGUCUUUCGCUUUUUUUCGGAAAAGAAACCAACGGAGAUUUUUCGAAAAGCAGUUUUUUGAAUCACAACCUAAAUCUGCGCUUUCGUUUCAAUUUUUGUCCAAUUUUUCACAGCCCGGGGUCGGCAUUUCCGAGCUCUGUCUUGGUUCAUCUUGUGGGGAUGAAGACUAGCUAAUCCGCAUCACAAAUUGGCUCUCCUCAGAGAAUUUCCUAAGUGAUUGCGAAUUAUGUGAAGACGACAACAUCGACUUUUAUCUUUUUGGUCCGUCGUCUCGAUCUCGACUUUUUCUACUCCGAUUGAGAAGUACGACGAGUUCCGAUGAACAUUAAACCGAAACUGCAAAUAAACAGGUCUCGUCCCCGCACAAUUCAUCGCAGAAGGGCCACGCAGGAGAACAACAACAAUCCCCCAAGCCUUCUGGUCCGGCGUUGCGAAGUGCUGACGGGAACAAGCAAAAAACCGACCUGGAGUUUGUAUCCGGCGGCGUGACGGUUACGGGCUGUGCAGGAGCAAGUGCUGCGAUCUUCCACGGCGACCCGUCGAAGAGUGCGCUGUUGAUGUUGUCCCGUUGCGACGAGGGGCACCACUCCUCAUCCGAG